Serinus canaria (Common canary) is the source of this 1445-nucleotide messenger RNA. Its product is annotated as zinc finger protein 692-like. The record is from RefSeq and is a predicted model, not a curated record. Gene Ontology annotation, molecular function: chromatin insulator sequence binding. The coding region runs from base 149 to 1192 and encodes 347 amino acids. Lineage: Eukaryota; Metazoa; Chordata; Aves; Passeriformes; Fringillidae. The transcript has 9 exons. Gene Ontology annotation, cellular component: kinetochore; chromosome. Gene Ontology annotation, biological process: regulation of transcription by RNA polymerase II.
CUGUGACCCGCUGAAGGCAGCCCAGGGAAGCGGCCUCUCCCCGGGCGCUGGGCGCCGGCGUUCGCUCCGCAGGGCCACGCUGGGCUCCAAGGCUGCAGCAGAGGGAACGGCCAGGUCACCCCGUGGUGACGGGGAUCAGGGCCAGGAGAUGGGACACGGUGGUGAUGGUGGCACAGCCCCCCAGGUGCCACUGGAACCGGGGCCUGUGGCAGCAGCUGGCGAGAGCUCUAUCCCGGGGGACGAUGCAGAACCAGGAGUUGAGCCCCGAGAGGAAGAGGACGAUGAGGACUUUGCCAAGGUUGAUGACCUGGCCUACACAGAUGACCUGCGAGAUGAGAACUAUCACCCAUCCCUGGACAGCGACUCAGAGCCACAGCAACGCCAGAGCCAGCCCAAGGCUCGCAGGAAGCCGAUCAAGGAGGAGCAGCCCCUGCUGGAGCAGCCCCUGCCCAGCCCUGGCCCCUUGGAGGAGAGGAGUGGACGGGUCAGGCAGCCACGGGCGAGUGACAAGGACGUGGCUCAGAUCGGCCCCAAGAGGAUCAGGAAGGCAGCCAAGCGUGAGAUCCUCCUGUGUGACUUCGAAGGCUGCGGCAAAAUCUUCUCCAACCGCCAGUACCUGAACCACCACCAGAAGUACCAGCACGUGCACCAGAAAACCUUCACCUGCUCUGAGCCCACCUGUGGGAAAUCCUUCAACUUCAAGAAACAUCUGAAGGAACACGAGAAGCUGCACAGUGACAAGCGGGAUUACAUCUGUGAGUUCUGUGCACGCUCCUUCCGUACCAGCAGCAAUUUGAUCAUCCACCGACGGAUCCACACCGGGGAGAAGCCACUCCAGUGUGAGAUCUGUGGCUUCACCUGCCGCCAGAAAGCCUCCCUGAACUGGCACAUGAGGAAACACGACGCUGACUCCUUCUACCAGUUCCCGUGUGAUGUGUGUGGGAAGAGGUUCGAGAAGCGGGACAACGUCACUGCCCACAAGAGCAAGAGCCACCCCGGGGGGCUCCCCCAGCCCGAGGGGACCCAGCAGCACCCGGAGCCCCCUGGACCCACGGAGCCUCUGCAGCUGUUGGGGGCUGUCCUGGGCACCGGGGGGGACACAGGGAGGACCCCACUGGAGUACGGGGUGGGGGGUGUUGGGGGGGAUCCAGGCACACCCCAAGGGCAGGGGAUGGGUGAGGGGGGGUCCUAGAGGGCUCGUCCCCCAGUUUGGAGGCUGGAGCAAAAUCUGGGACAAUGCUGGACCCUUCAGGUGCCAAAAAUACAUGGGAGAGGCAAAGCUGGGUGAAAUCCCAGUUUUUCAGCCAAAUCCUAGAUGAAAUCCCAAGUUUUCAGCCAAAUCCCUGGGACAAAUCCCUUUUUUUUUUUUGCCAAAUCCCAGCUUCCCUUGAACCCAGCAGUAUUGCCACAAGUGGAUCCUCAAUAAAGACUUAUUUUGGGUAAAA